AACAGACUGGUGAAAGCUCUCUUAGCUCACAUUUGUUCACAAAUUAUCCACACUACAGUAUCACUCAAAAUGGACUCUCCACGUUGGUUGCCACUUGAAUCAAAUCCAGAAGUCAUGACCACGUUUCUUUACCGUUUGGGGAUGAAACCAACUUGGCAGUUUGGAGACGUUUAUGGUUUAGAUCCAGAGCUUCUUAACAUGGUACCAAGACCAGUGUGUGCAGUGCUCCUUCUCUUCCCCAUUACAGACAAGUAUGAGACAUUCAAGGAAGAAGAGGAAGCAAGGCUGAAAAAUGGGAAACAAGACAUCUCCCCCGAUGUCUACUUUAUUAAACAAACAAUUGGAAAUGCCUGUGGAACAAUAGGAAUCAUCCAUGCCGUGGCUAACAACUUGAAACAUCUGGAGUUUGAGCCUGAUUCCCCGCUCAAGAAAUUUAUUGAGAAUACCUCUAAAAUGAACCCUGAGAAAAAGGCUGCAUUCCUUGAGAAGGAUGAGAGUAUACGUGUUACACAUGAAUCAAGUGCUCAAGAAGGACAGACUGAGGCACCAAGCGCUGAUGAACGAGUCAAUUUGCAUUUCAUAGCUUUUGUUAAUGUGGGAGGACAGCUUUAUGAAUUGGAUGGUCGUAAGCCUUUUCCUAUCGUGCAUGGAAACACUACAGAGGAAACUUUCCUUGAGGAUGCAGUAGAUGUUUGUAAAAUCUUCAUGGCUCGAGACCCGGAUGAAGUUUGUUUCACCAUUAUCGCCCUAAGCAAAGAUUAAAGUGUUGACUUUUUUUUAGAUGUGUGAAAUCAAAAAAGGAAACUGCCAAACAUUCUCAAGUGCUCACUAGAUCAGCUCUUACCUCUCUUCAAAAAGAAACUGAUUAGUGCAAGGGUUUAGUGUGAUAUGACGACAUCCUUUUAAGAUAAUAGUUGCUUUGGAUGAGUUGUUAGAUUAAAAACACUCAAGACAUUUGAGGAUUGUUGUAUACAGAGUGAUGUGUUCAAAUUCGCUAUACUGCACUAACUUGUUUUGCUUCAUGGGAAAUGUUGCAUUUUCUUGGAUUGUCACCUUGUAUAUGUGAGUAACUAUUUUUAAAACAAAAAUACAAAUGCACUUGUGUAUGGUGACAGUAUUAUAACAAGAAUAAGAUGAUCAAAUGUCUCAUGAAGGAGUCAAAUUGACAAUUGGUUAAUGUAUCUAUUUUUCAGGGAUGUGCCUACAUUUUGUAAUUCAGUCAAAUAAACCAGAUUUCUUCUAA
Boleophthalmus pectinirostris (great blue-spotted mudskipper) is the source of this 1243-nucleotide messenger RNA. RefSeq names its product ubiquitin carboxyl-terminal esterase L3 (ubiquitin thiolesterase) (gene uchl3). NCBI's taxonomy places the organism in Eukaryota, Metazoa, Chordata, Actinopteri, Gobiiformes, Gobiidae. Gene Ontology annotation, biological process: protein deubiquitination; ubiquitin-dependent protein catabolic process. Bases 70 to 762 code for a protein of 230 amino acids. Gene Ontology annotation, cellular component: cytoplasm. Gene Ontology annotation, molecular function: cysteine-type deubiquitinase activity. The record is from RefSeq and is a predicted model, not a curated record. The transcript is spliced from 9 exons.